Micropterus dolomieu (smallmouth bass) is the source of this 3702-nucleotide messenger RNA. RefSeq lists its product as uncharacterized. NCBI's taxonomy places the organism in Eukaryota, Metazoa, Chordata, Actinopteri, Centrarchiformes, Centrarchidae. Gene Ontology annotation, cellular component: cytoplasm. The record is from RefSeq and is a predicted model, not a curated record.
CGGCACCCCUGAUGAUAAGUUUAAUACUAAUGAUGCAUUACUAGCUGACACUUAACUAGCUUGUAUGUCCAAAACAGGUUGCUUGCUAAGUAUCCAAAGUGCUUUGACACAACAUUUCUGCCAGAUAAGAAAUAAGAACACAACGAUGCAGUGAGUGUGAGAGAAAAACAGCCAUGCUCGGUUAAUUAGCAUAAUGAGAAAAUAACAGUUGUCCUGUCUCUAUUUAAGGACAGGGCCCCUGGCCCCAGCUCAGAUGGCAUCACAACACCAUGAUUCAUGUUAAUAGUGUUAGACUAUUACUAAAUUGUGUUAAUGGAAAUGUCUAAUUUAUAGUUCAUUAUUUUAAUAAUCAGGUCAUUCAGUCUGGUCAUCAAUCACGUCAUUUUAAAAAAUCAAGUAGAAAUGCCAAACAUUCUCUGGUUUAGCACUUUAAGCUUCUCAAAUGUAAGAACUUGAACUUUUCUCUUUUGUGUCACUGGAAAUUAAAUACUAUGGGUCUCUAUCUAUGUGUUUUGUAUUCACUUUGUGCUCCAGGAUUUAGUUAUGGACAUUUGUCACAGUUGACAUAUUUUAGACUACACUGUGUCUUUAGUUCAGAUUGAAUGAGUUCAAAAGUGUAACGUUAGUUUAUUCUACGCACUCUGCUUUGUACCUUUUUGGUGGAUUGUGCUUCAAAAGCUCAUAAUUUGCCAUGUACUUAUCCUGCAACUUGUUUUUUCAUUUCUUAAAUUUUUUUCUUUGGCUGAAAAUGUCCUUGUUUUCUUGUUGCUCAGAUCGUUAAAGAAAGACAACAUUCAUUUUACCAUUUAGGGUUAUAAGACAACAGAUGUAUGCAGAAUGUCUUAGAACAAUACAUUGUUCUGAAGUCUGAAUUUGCCAUACAUCAGCGGCAGCAACUGAUGUAAAUACAAAGUACUGCCAUCACAUUUUAGCUGACCAAAGAUAUUUUAAAGAAGAGGAACCAGACUGAUCUGGUGCAGAGAUUGUCAGACAUGAGCUCAGGAACCAAAGAGAAACACCGUGAGGAUGAACAGGGGCCUUCGCUGAUCCAGAGAGUGGAAACGAUGGCGUCUGUUAUAGAGCUGCUUCUGGAAACGCUGGCAGAUUUGAGUGACAGGGAGUUUCAGCGAUUCAAGGAUUUCCUGCUUCAAACAAGCUUCCACAGACACUUCUUAGACAUCACACAGAAGUUGCUUGUAAUGAGAGACCGGCAGGACACGGUGUUUUUAUUGGUGCAGCGCUAUGGCGAACAGUCUGUGGAGAAGACAAACAAGGUUUUAAAGAGGGUGAAGAGGACUGAUCUGGUGCAGAGGUUAUCAGACAGCAGCUCAGGACCCAAAAAAAAACCCUCUGUUGAUGAACGCCUGUCUGCACUGAUCGACAAAGUGGCAACGAUGACGGCUGUUAAACAGCUGCUUUUGGAAACACUCUCAUAUUUGAGCUACUGGGAGCUGAAGAAGUUCAAGUGGUUGCUGCGGUUUAGGUUCUUCCCGAGGAGCUUUCCAGACAUCUCAUGGAAAGUGAUGCUCAUGACAGACAGGAGAGGCGCAGUGGUGGAUAUGGUGAUGGAGAUGUGCGGUCAGCAGUCUGUGGAGGUGACCAAGGAGGUUUUCAUGGACAUGAACAGGACUGAUCUGGUGCAGAGGCUGUCAGAGACCAGCUCAGGGCCUACAGGACCAGGCACCACGGCAGGGGCUGUGAUCGCCCCAGAGCAGAGGAAAGAUAGAGCCAUGCUGGCCCAGCUGGAACUUAAGGCUGCUUCUGCUGCAGGAUCAUCAGCUGAAGCAUUUGGUACCACAGAGAAAGAAAAUCACUCUGCAGAUGAACAUUGGCCUGCACUGAUCCAAGAAGUGGAAAUGAUGGCGUCUGUUAUAGAACUGCUCCUGGAAACGCUGGCUGUUUUGAGUGACGGGGAGUUUAGGAACAUCAAGAAAGUCCUCCUAAAACAAUUUCACUUGCGCAGACGUUUCCUAGACAUCUCAUUGAUGCAGCUGGAGACAAUAGACAUGCAGGUUGCAGUGUUUUUAAUGGUGCUGGUCUACGGCCAACAGUCUGUGGAGAAGACAAAGGAGGUUUUAAAGAGGAUAGAGAGGACUGAUCUGGUGCAGAGGUUGUCAGACGGCAGCUCAGGAUCCAAAAAGAAACCUUCUGCACUGAUCCAGACAGUCGCAACAAUAGCAGCUGUUGAACAGCUGCUUUUGGAAACCCUGAAUGAUUUGAGUAAUGAAGAACUCAGGAAAUUCAAGGAGUUCCUGCAGUGGAUUGUCUCCCAGGACCUCCCAUACAUCUCAUGGACGUUGAGACACACAGACAGAGCAGAAAUAGUGGAGUUGAUGGUGAAGAACUACGGCCAACAGUCUGUGGAGGUGACCAAGGAGGUUUUCAUGGACAUGAACAGGACUGAUCUGGUGGAGAGGUUGACAAAGCCCAGCUCAGGACUCAAAGAGAAACACUCUGUGGAUGAACAUCAACCUGCACCAUUCGAGAGAGCAGCUGUUAAACAGAUUCUUUUGGAAACCCUGGAGUAUUUGAGUCUUAUGGAGCUCAAGAAAUUCAUACGGUUGCUGCAGUUUACGUACUUCCAGAAAAGCCUCCCACAAAUCCCAAGGAGCAAAGUGGACGGGGUAAACAGUGCGCAUGUACUAAUGAAUCUGAUGGUGCAGACCUGUGGCCAGCAGUCUGUGGAGGUGACCAAGGAGGUUUUCAUGGACAUGAACAGGACUGAUCUGGUGGAGAGGUUGUCAGAGACCAGCUCAGGACCCAAAGAGAAACAUCUGUCUAAACAGUUCCAGAAAAAAGUGAACAUGACAUCACUUCAGAGGAAGCUUUUCGAAACACUGGAAGAUUUAAGUUUUGGGGAGCUCCAGCAAUUCAAGUGUCUCCUGCAGCACAAACACGUGAACGAAGGCCUCCCAAGAAUCCCAAGACACCAGAUAGAGAUGGCAGACAGAUUUGAAAUAGUGGAGCUGAUGGUGGAGAUCUACGGCCAACAGUCUGUGGAGGUGACCAGGGAGAUUUUAAAGAAGAUGAGCAGUACUGAUAUGAUAUGGUAUGAUAUGAAGUGGUCGAACCGAGGCUCAAGACUCAAAGUUGUAAUAUAUAAAGAGAAUUGCUCUGUGGAUGACCAUGAACCGGCACUGAGAGAAAUGGUCAUGAAGCUUUUGGAAACACUGGAAGAUUUAAGUGACGGGGAUCUCGUGAAAUUCAAGCAUGUCCUGCAGUACACUAACAUCAAGGAAGGCCUCCCAAGAAUCCCAAGACACCAGAUAGAGAUGGCAGACAGAUUUGAAAUAGUGGAGCUGAUGGUGGAGAUCUACGGCCAACAGUCAGUGGAGGUGACCAGGGAGGUUUUAAAGAAGAUGAGCAGGACUGAUCUGGUGCACAAGUUGUCAGACAUCAGCUCAGGAUCUAAAGAAUACAUGUGGACAGCCAGGCAGCCAAUUGAACAGAAGGUUUUAAAGAAGAUGAACAUGACUGAUCUGGUGCAGAAGUUGUCAGACAUCAGCUCAGGAUCUAAAGGGCCUUCAAGGAGUUUGGAGCUUGAGGCUUGUGGAACCAUUAUGCAGGACUCCAGUGACUGGACUAAACUAAUACCUGAAGUGAACAGUAAAGGUGCAGAAGAGGCUCCAACUUACAGCCUACAGUCUGAAGCAGGAAACCACUUUGAAUGCAGUGUCUCUGGCUUGCGCUGGGCCUGUAAGG